AUGAAACGGAUCUCUCGAAUCGCACUGGCCGCAGGCGUGGCUUGCACACUGACCGGAUUGAGCGGAUGCAUCGGUGGGCACGGCAAGUAUACUCAGGAGCACAUUUCUCUCGCGAAAGAGAAGAUGAGUUUCAUGAAAGCGGCGACUGAGUGGGACCUUGCUCGACAAGCAUUCCUUGCUGGUGACCUUGAGAAGGCGCUGGACAAGGUGGAUGGAUCGCUCUCGAUCAAUGACACCGUAGUCAAGAGCCAUGUGCUCAAGGGGCGGAUCCUGAUCGAGAUGGGUGAUCUGGGCAACGCGAUCAAGAGUCUGCACACAGCGGAGACGCUGAGCGCGGAAGAUCCUGAUACGCAGUACUACCUUGGUGUGGUCUUUGAGCGUUUGGCGCGUCCGGAAGAGGCGCUCAAGCACUUCGAGAACGCGUGCGAGUUUGAUGAUUACAACCCUGGCUACGCCGUCGCGGCGGCGGAGAUGAUGAUCGAUUUGGAUCGCAGCGCUCAGGCGAAGCGGUAUCUCGAAACACUCCCGAUGUCAGCGAACAACGCGGGUAUCCAGCAAACGCUUGGUCAUAUCGCGCUGAUCCAGCACGAUCCGAAGCAGGCUGAACUGCAUUUCCGCGAUGCUCGUUUGCUUGCUCCAGACGAUACUGGGAUUCUUGAAGAGCUGAUCCAUACUCAGAUGAAGAACGGGCACUACGCGGAUGCGGAACGCAACAUCGCGGCGCUGCUUGAGAACUUUGAGCAUAAGGAUCGUCGGGACCUGAAACUUCUGCAUGCGAAAGCGUUGAUGGGAACCGGGCGUCCGGUCGAAGCGCGUUCGAUCUAUCAGGAACUGCUUUCAGUCAAGAACGGCAAAAGCGAUCUUGAUUCCUGGAUCGGUUUGGGGAACACCUCAUACGCGAUCAACGAUGAUCGGAGUGCUCGACGCGCCGCGGCUCGUAUCGUGGCGCUGAGCCCGAACACGCACGAUGGCUAUGUGCUCUGGGCGAUGCUCCACCAUCGCACAGGUGAACUGGAUAAAGCGUUGAGCUCGAUCAAUGACGCGAUCGAUCGGAACAAUGAGGAUGCGGAUCUGUUCGCGUUCCGAGCUGUGGUUCAGCGUGAUCUGGGGAUGUAUAGAAGUGCGCUUUCCAGUGCCGCUCGUGCGAGCUCGCUUGAUCCGAGCAACACUGGGUACGGCAAGCUCGUUGGGUCGCUCCAGUCUCGCGUGUAUGCGAAGGUCGCAGAGGAUCGGCUCAACACUGACUCGGUGGGCGCCGGUCUUCCCGAAGGGUUCGGGUCUGCCGUUGAUUCGGGCGUUGCGGAUGAGGACGCGGUCUUCUGGGUUGAGGAUCGAGUUGGUGUGAUUGGUGAGUGCUUGGACGAAGGUAUCCAAGUUCGCUUCAUCGCACGAGAGUCCUGCGGCCAUGUCGUGUCCGCCGAAGGAGGUGAGGUGAUCGGCGCAGGAUUCGAGCGCGGCGUGGAUGCUGAAUCCGUCGAUGCUGCGUGCGGACCCUUUGCAGACGCCGUCCUUGAUCUGCAUGAGGAUGGUGGGGCGUGCGUAACGAUCGACGAGCCGGGAGCAGACGAUCCCGACGACGCCGGGAUGCCAAUCCUCAUGAGCGAGGACGAUGGCGCGUGUGUCGUCGCUGGUCAUUCCUGCUUCGAUUGCGAGUUGUUCGGCGUGACGGAGAAUGUCUCUGGCGCGUUGUCCUCGUGCGGAGGUGAGCAGUUCGAGGGAUUGAAGGCGCGACAGUCCGUACUUGGUGAUGACUCGGUUCUCGUCGAUGAGCGGGACGACAUCGGCGAUGUGGAGCGUCGCGAGACGCCACGCGAGUUUGUACGCGACUCCGGCGCCGCAGAGUUCUCCGAAGGGAUAGGUGGAAUCUGGACGACGCGGAUGGACGACGGCGUAGGCGUCUGGCAUGUCGUCGAGGGACUCGGGUGGGUUGUGGUGAUCGGUGAUGAUGAGGUCUACGCCGAGUUGAUUGGCGGUCUGAGCAGGCUGGAUCGCGGUGAUUCCGCAAUCGACGGUGAUGAUGACCUUGGCGCCAUUGCUUGCGAGCGAUUGGAUCGCUUCGCAGUUGAGCCCGUAGCCUUCUUCGAUGCGGUGGGGGAUGUAGGUGGAUACUUUGGUUUUUGGAGAGAGAACCUCGAUCAUGUGAACGAGGAUCGCGGAUGCGGUGACGCCGUCGACAUCGUAAUCUCCGAAGAUGACGAUGGGUUCAUCAUUCUGGAUCGCGUCGAGGAUGCGCUGCGCGGCUUUGUCGAGGACUCGGUUGAUGAGAUGAAGGGAUGGAUCGUCGAGGAUCAGGGAUUGAUCCCAGACUUUGGAUCAAUCGAUGGACAGAAUCGCUGUCAAUCGCGGAUAGGUACACUAUCCUCCAUCAUGGUCAAACUUACCAAAAUAUACACGAGAACUGGGGAUUCUGGGACAACCGGGCUAGGGACGGGAGAGCGCGUCCCCAAAGCGGAUCUCCGCGUUGCUUCGUAUGGCACUGUGGACGAGACCAAUGCGGCUGUGGGGGUCGCGGUCACGCACGCUGAGGUCGGUGGAGCGAUUUACAAGCGGCUGCGUGCGGUCCAGCACGAUCUGUUUGAUCUGGGAGCGGAUCUCUGCACGCCUUGCAAAGCGGAUGAGGAUCCGGCGAUGGUGCUACGGAUCACGCAGGGACAGAUUGAUGCGCUCGAAGAAGCGAUUGAUUUCUGGAAUAAGGAUCUUGAGCCUUUGACGAGCUUUGUGCUCCCAGGGGGGACUGCACUUUCAGCGGCUUUGCAUGUGGCACGCACGGUUUGCCGGCGGGCUGAGCGGGAGGUUGCUGAACUGCUUGUGAAGGAAUCAGAACGGACAUCUGGGUUGACGCUGACCUAUCUGAAUCGUCUGAGUGAUUUGUUGUUUGUGCUCGGAAGAGUUGCGAAUCAUCCUGAGAUGGGUGGUGGGAGCGGGGAUGUGCUCUGGGUUCCUGGAAAGAAUCGGGAAGAUGCUGGGAACGGGGUUGAGGAUUCGGCUGUGCGCCAGAGCGGCGUGCAGUUUAUCGCGAUGAGUAUGCUGCUGGGGGCGGUGCUCAUCGUGAUGCGGUGGAUGCACUUGUCGAGUAUGGAACUGAUGACUGGAUCGACUCGAGCGAUUUCAUUGAGCGGCGCGAUUGGUCUGGAGUUCUGCUGGGCGAUGGUGUACCUCGCGGGAGUCGCGGUGCUCGUCGUAUGGAAACCCAAUGGGAUCUGGGCGUCUCGGCUUACGGCGAUUGUUGUCGUGCUCGAGGGGGUGGUCGCGUUGGUGCGAUGGGGUGUUGGGUUUGAUCCAGGACCUGGUGGGAAUGCGCUGGCGGCGAUCCUGAUUGUGCUCACGCUCGGUGCAUCGAUGAUGCCUUGGACUCCGAGGUUGACUUUGUCGUUGUCGGGAGCGUGGAUUCUGGUUGCGACUGCGACGCUUGUGCUGGUCGGUCCUGAUCAGGGUGUGUCGCUGGCGGCGACGAUCUUUGGGUACAUCACGGUUGUUGUGCCUGCGAAUAUGGUUUCGUUCUUUCGGACAACACGCGUGCGGGAUCAGUUUGAACUGCGGUUUUUGCAGACGCGGUAUGACGGGAUUGAGCAAGAACUCCAGGCAGCAAAGAACAUCCACGAGCGAGCGUUUCCGCAACCUCGCACGACGGGACAGGUGCGAUUCGCGUAUUCGUAUCGCCCGAUGAGUCAGAUCGGUGGGGAUUAUCUGUUUGCUUCAGUGUUUGGUGAGGAUGAUGAUGCGUCUGUGCUCUUGGUGCUGCUCGAUGUUUCGGGGCAUGGGAUCCCGGCGGCGCUGACGGCGAAUCGAUUGCAAGGUGAACUGAUGCAGCUCGCGGGUGAGAAUCAGGGGAUCGAGCCUGACGAGUUGCUUGCUUCGUUGGAUCGGUACAUCUGUUUGACAAGUCCCGAGGCGCCUGUGCUGGUGACUGGGAUCGCGAUGCGUGUAGAUCCUGGUUUGAAUCAAAUCAGGAUCGCGAAUGCUGGACAUCCGAGCGCGAUAUUGAGGGAUUCUCACGGCGGGAUUCGGGAGAUCGAUGCGACUGGUCCCUUGAUGGGGAUCGAUCCGAGUGCUUCUGUGCGAUGGGAGCUGGAGACACUGGAUUUUGGUCCAGGUGAUGCGUUGAUCGCGUUUACGGAUGGGAUCACUGAAGCGAUGAAUGCGGAACAUGAGAUGUUCGGAAUUGAAGGGGUUCGAGGGACAAUUCAGUCCGAUUGGCUCGAAUCUGGUCUGCGAUGGCCUGAGUUGGUUCGGAGAGCGGUGGAUCGGUAUUGCGAAGGGGCGGUCAAUGAUGAUAUGCUGAUCGUGGAUGUCUACCGUCCGCGGGGCGAGACUCAGCAGAUCCUGCGGAAGCGGUUGAUCUGGUAUGUGUCCAUUUGGGGGGGGUUGGGCGCUGCGUCAUUUAUCUUCGCCGUUGUGAUGAUGCUCCGGAACUCACAGAUUGCGAGUUUAUUGAGUUCGGGUCCGACCAAGGCGAUGUUCAUCCUGACCAAUGGUGCGUGGGUUCUUGUGUAUGCCGCGGUCCUGGUGAUGGUGAUCGAGAAGCGUGUGAGUGAUACUCGCGUGAUCCGGAUGUCGAUCGGGUUGAUUAUCCUCGAUGGGUUGGUCGCGGUGAUCCUUCGUGAGGUGGAUCCGUCGCUCAACUACGGUGCGUGGGUCUGGGUGAUCUCGCACUUUGUUGCGUGCUGUGUGUUCCCAUGGACGGUGAAGCAGGCGUUGUUCCCAAUGAUCACGCUCGCUGUUGUGAGUUCUGUGGGACACUUGAUCGGUGGAAUGUCCGCAACAGGGACACUGGCGCUGGCGCUCACGGUGAUGGCGUUUAUGACACCUGCGGUGUUUAUUUCUGGGAUUCGUCAUAAUCAACGGAUCCAGAAGUCAACCAAUCGUUUCCUCAAUCAGCGGUACGGGAUGCUGCGUCAAGAGCUCGCAUACGCGAGGCAGAUCCAUGAGGCGUUGUUCCCGCCUCCGGUCACGACUGGUCCGAUCCACUUUGUGUAUCGGUACGAACCGAUGCGUCAGAUUGGUGGGGAUUACUUGCACGCGAGCAAUGCGUAUGUGGAUGCACAUGGGAAUGAAUCACUCUCGGUCGCUGUCGUCGAUGUGACUGGGCACGGCAUUCCUGCAGCAUUGACUGUGAAUCGAUUGCAUGGGGAGAUUGAUCUCCGCUUUGCGGAGCAGCCUGACAUCUCGCCGGGGGAGCUGUUGAGCCACCUGAAUCGGUAUAUCAACCUGACGCUUUCCAAGCACUCGAUCUUCGCGACGGCGGUGUGUUUCCGCGUUGAUCUGACUCGGAACAAGCUCGAAUAUGCGUCGGGAGGUCAUCCGCCUUCGUUCCUGCGCGGGGUCGACGGCACGAUCCAGGAUUUGGAAUCAACAACCUUUGUGCUCGGUGCGUGCAAGGACAAGGACUUUGAUCCGUGUCAGGCGGAGAUCGAUUUUGGGCCUGGAGAUUCUUUGAUUGCGUACACGGAUGGGGCGAUUGAGGCGCGUUCGAAUGAAGGGAACAUGUUGCAGAUCGAGGGAUUGCGACGCAUUGUUGCAUCGACUCAUCCUCUGGGUUCUGAGGAAUCGAGCCAUAGCGUGCAGGGGCAGUGGUCAGAGCGGAUUCUGAAGGAGGUUACCAUGCAUCGUGAUGGGCUCCCUCCGGAGGAUGACACGCUCGCGAUCGAGAUUUAUCGUCCGAUCCGUCCGAAGACACGGAGCGAUUCGGAUGAAUCCGCAGUGGGUGCUGAGUCCGUCCACGCCGUUGAUAUUGGCGAGGGUCGCGAUCCACGCGAGGACAUCGGCGAACUCUUCUUCGAGGUUUUCGCGUUCCUCAGGGGUUGGGGGCUUGUUCUUUCGGUUGUUGUUCGCGAGUGCGGUGGCGAGCUCUCCGAACUCCUCGGUGAGGUAGAGGAAGGUCCCGGCGGUGCCUCGGGCGUUGUCAGAGGCGAAAUAGCGGUCGUAGAUGAGCUUUUGGAACUCUGCGACGGUGAUCCCCUCGGGGCGCGGUGUCUGUCCGGCUCGUCGAGAUUUGGUCCGAUUUACAGGUCAGGAUUCAGCUCUAUGCCGACCAUCAAUCAGCUCGUACGCAAACCACGCAAGACUCCGAAGGUGAAGUCGAAGGUCCGUGAUCUGGAUAACAGCCCACAGCGUCGUGGUGUGUGUUUGACUGUGAAGACAACGACUCCGAAGAAGCCGAACUCCGCGCUGCGGAAGAUCGCUCGUGUUCGUUUGUCCAACGGCAAGGAAGUGACCGCGUACAUCGGUGGUGAGGGACACAACCUUCAGGAGCACUCGAUCGUGCUCGUGCGUGGUGGUCGUGUUCGUGACCUUCCCGGUGUGCGUUACCACAUCGUUCGUGGUGCUCUCGAUACGCUCGGCGUUGACGACCGCAAGCAGGGUCGCUCGAAGUACGGCGCGAAGAAGGGCAAGUAA
Molecule: messenger RNA, 6396 nt
Organism: Symbiodinium sp. CCMP2592
Lineage: Eukaryota; Dinophyceae; Suessiales; Symbiodiniaceae
Source: the annotation of a GenBank genome assembly